This is a messenger RNA of Hippoglossus stenolepis (Pacific halibut), 1044 nucleotides long. It is a transcript of the gene c22h11orf98, whose product is annotated as chromosome 22 C11orf98 homolog. Bases 116 to 541 code for a protein of 141 amino acids. NCBI's taxonomy places the organism in Eukaryota, Metazoa, Chordata, Actinopteri, Pleuronectiformes, Pleuronectidae. The transcript has 4 exons. The record is from RefSeq and is a predicted model, not a curated record.
CGCCAGUGUCCUACCGCCAUGUGAACAGACGAAGAAGAAGAUGGCCGUGGUAAAGAACCCGGAAGUGUGUGGUUGAUUUAAAGCGCAGAAGAAGAAGCUCCACGUGAGAAACAAAAUGCCUCCACCCGGAGGAAAAAUCAACAGACCCAAAACUGAACUCGGUAAGAAGCUGUUCAAGCGGCGGCGGGUUUUAGGUCGAGAGAAGAAGAAGAAGCGUCAGAUCGUCGGCGCUGUGGUCGAUGACGGUUUGAUCACCAUCCAUCACCUGAAGAAGAGGAACUCGAGUCCGAGGGCGAACAUCACUUUGUCGGGGAAGAAGAAGCGAAAGCUGCUCAAACAGCUGAUGCACAUGCAGCAGGACAAGGCCACGAUGGAAGUGGAAGCAGCAGCUCCACCACAGAAGAAGAAGCAAGACUCGUCUUCAGCUCCACCACAGAAGAAGAAGGACGACUCGUCUUCAGCUCCGACACAGAAGAAGAAGAAGGCGGCGGCGGCGGCGCAGGGACGUCAGGGGGACGUAGAGAUGUUCGAUACGGAGUGAGGACUUGUUGAUGUGGGACAGUCGGGACGAAGUCGACCAUGAAGUCAUGUGAUCGAGUCUCAGGACAAACGAGUGAAGAUGUUUCUGAAGAAGUUUGAGUCCCACGAGGACAGAAACGUAUGGAAGCUCAUUUCUGCCCCAAAACGAAGAAGUCGCUGCUCGUGAUUAUCGAUCCAGAUUCUUUAACCGUGACUUCUUCAUCGCAUCACUGAUCACAUGACGUUAUAUAAUGUAAACAAUUUUUUAUCAAUAUCAACUUUUGUUUCUAUCAUUUGUGGAGAUCUGUUGAAAAUGUGUUUCGCUGACGAACCUUGAACCUGUGAUUCGUCUUCAGUUCAAAGUUCACACUCUUCAGAGCUUCAGUGACGAGCUGUGAACUCUGAGCUUCAGAAGCUGUUCUGCUCUUCUAGAGAUUCAAGGUCUCGGUUCAGAAAAUACAGUUUCUAUGUUUAUCUGUUCUUUAACUGUCGGACACCGUUUCAAAAUAAAAGCGCUCGGGUGUU